AUGGCACCAAGGCUUCAAUUCGACGUUUGGCAAUGUCUCCGAAUGGGACGUAUGAACAAGAAACUAAACAGUGCGAAUCCGCAUCGAUAUCGCGCUCUUCAACCGAUCGAGUAUGCUUUCAUAAAUGUAGUUACAAGCAAUGUGAGAGCUCCAGGGGGAUGGUCGUACACAGUGGAUUUUGGUUCAGUUGUGCGAGAAAUUCUCGACUUUGAUUCCAUGAGGCAAUGCCUCGCGAACCCCGAGGGCUAUAGAUGCUUUGAACUUCUCAUCGACACGGCUAUUUCGACAGGCACUGUUCCUUCCCUAGACCUCUGGGGCAUAAAUAGUCCUUCAAUGUUACUGGGAAAUUCCAUAAAACAAAACUGUUAUGACGCCGUCGCAGUUAUUCUCAGACGGCGAACGGAACUUGGCCUUGACCGCUUCUUGAGUGAGAUGUGCUUCGAAAAUAUUCCUGUAAUGGAUGGUUUUCUUUCCCAGUAUCAUCUCUCGGAAAGAAUGAUCGAAUGUCUUAUUGCCUGUACUGGUAUGCCAUUUAGUUCCGCCUGUGGCCUAGCAUUUGUAGGUGCUAUCAAUUUUCUUCUUAAGAAUAGCCCGGAGCUACAGAACAAUCCGGACCAAGUGUUAGCUGGUUUCCAUCAUCUUACUACGUCCCCAUCCUGGUAUGGCAAUCCGGGUGAAUCAGGCCGAAAUAUUACGAGGUGCAUUAAUGCACUUAGCAGGUUUAUUCGGGCCAAAACCCUAGCGCCAGUCCCCAUCCCCGUAGUAGAGAUGUUGCUAAAUCGCAUAUGGAGAGUGGUUAAUCCAAUUGCAAGAUUCGACGCAGGUGUUGGUGACGCAGAAGGCGUAACCCAAGAGCAAUUGUUAGAUGCGAUGGCUCAAUCUAUCACGUGCCAGCAAUAUUCUAGAGUAUUCAACACUAUCAUCGACUUGAAUCCAAGGUAUGCAUAUAUUCCGAAUAGGAACGCCGAUAGGACUGCACGGCUAGGGCAUACACGCUUUGUCGACCUUGUUACCCGAGAAAAUAUUGGUCUUCCCCUGAAUUUCAACUGGAAUAGGUAUGAUAGAAGCACUUUCGACGGGGGCCGGAUACCUGAUGAUGAUGAUGAUGAUAACUGAAGAUAUCUAAGAGUACAUGUAUUAAGAGGUACAUAUAGGUACCUGGAUUAGUAUUGUUUUAGAUUUAUACAAAAGUAUUGUUUAAUAAUAUUCAAAGCAACUAAGGUUGUCUUUUCCAUACCAUUCUUCUUUUAUGCAUGUUCCUUUCAACCGCAUAAGGAGUCAAGUCUUUGCUUGUUAUUAAUUCCUUUUUCCGUUUCUUUUCUUUUCUUGUCAUUUUCGAGAGCCGCAGGAUCGUACCAAAUGCGGAAAUGUUUUCAACAUUAACAUCAACAUUAACAAAUGCAGAUGCAAGUAUUUU
Messenger RNA from Daldinia loculata, 1417 nucleotides. RefSeq lists its product as uncharacterized. NCBI's taxonomy places the organism in Eukaryota, Fungi, Ascomycota, Sordariomycetes, Xylariales, Hypoxylaceae. Bases 1 to 1116 code for a protein of 371 amino acids. The transcript is spliced from 4 exons. The record is from RefSeq and is a predicted model, not a curated record.